Rubroshorea leprosula is the source of this 4854-nucleotide messenger RNA. NCBI's taxonomy places the organism in Eukaryota, Viridiplantae, Streptophyta, Magnoliopsida, Malvales, Dipterocarpaceae. The record is from the annotation of a GenBank genome assembly.
GUAAUUGGAACCAACCCUAAGCUCUUUUUAUCUCCAUCCUAAAGGUAGCACCGAUUAUUGCUGACUUAAGCAUCGGAGUGUCUACCCCGAGAUCCAUGUCGGGGCUUUGCAGGUUCAUCCGAAGCGAAGACGUGGACUGAAGAAGGACUUCUGGUUUGGUGCAAUUACAUUGGCGCCGUCUGUGGGAAUCCGAACUAAAAGCUUUCUUGUUGCUCUUUCAUCAUGGUUAAUAUUCGAUCAGUCCGAGCUGGAAAUCCAUCUCUGCCUUUUGGACAACCUCAACUCCCAACUCAGCUUCCACCUCGACUCCCACCUCAGAUCCCAAAUAUAUUCCUUCAUGUUGAUCAUGCAGAAGGAGGAGAUGAAAACCAACCUCAUACCUCAGCUCAUAACUCAACUUCCACCGCUAAUCAGGAUGUAGUUGCAGCUCAGCUUGCUGCUAUGCAACAACAAUUUGGUGUGUUUCAGCUGGUAUUGGCUCAGCUAUUAGCCCGGAACAACCCUGGUGAUCCCCUCAUUAAUUUACUCAACCCUGCUCAACAACCCCCAGCUCCACAACAAAACCCUCAACCAGUUCAGCAUGCCCCUACUCUUAGUGAAUCUCAAGGUCAAUCUCACAUAGCACCAGCUCAACAACCCCUCCCUGAUGAUGUCACUCGACGUCUGGACAGUUUAGAAAAGUUGGUAGCUGAACAGAGAGGUGCCCCACCUCUACACCAUACUACUGAUUCAGUGCCCCAUCCUCUGAACACCAACAUCACACUAGAACCCUACCCCACUGGCUUCAGAAUUCCACAACUUGAGACUUAUGAUAGGACGAAGGAUCCCGAUGACCACCUACAUGCUUUCUACUCUUAUGGAGAAUCUCUGAAGAAUUUUAUGACCAAAUUCAAUGAUGCGGUACUGGAGGUGAGCUCUUUCGACCAAGCUAUGGGAAUUGCAGCUGUAAUAUCAUGUCUUAAACAUGACAGAUUCAGAGAUAGUUUGAUCAAACAUCCUGCCAAUACCUUUAGCGAGGUGAAUGAUAGGAAACGGAUAAGAGUAGCACAGAACCGAGGUCCGAUGCCGACCUCUGCACCGAGAUUCGGAAGGCCGAACUCAGCACCCCCGCAACAAUCUGCAGGUAAACCUCCGAUUAAUUGGACUCCCUUUAACUUGCCAAGGUCACAGAUUUUCAUGCAAAUCAAGAAUAAGAUGGAUUUAAGGCGUCCUGACCCGAUGAGAAUUGCUGCUGCUAUCCGAGACCAUUCUCGAUAUUGUGAUUUUCAUCAAUAUCAUGGUUAUACAACAGAACAGUGCAACAGUUUGAGGUCCGAGCUGGAAAGCCUUGCUCAGAAGGGAAUGCUGAAUGAGUACAUUCACAGAGCUCCGCAGCCGAGAUUUGUCAGAGAACAGGGGACACAGCCCCAAGGAAACCGCAAUCCACCAAAUAGGCAAGGAGUAGGGCAUCAACAAGCCCCACCUCCACUUCCACCACCAGCUAGAAUUAUACACAUGAUUACGGGAGGCCUGGAAGCAGGUGGACUGAGCUUUAAACAGAGAAAGCUGUAUGUUAGAGAGGUGAAACAUCAAAACCGAGCUCAGAAACGGAAGUUUGACGAUGCUGAGUGGAAAAAUCAACCUAUUACAUUCACAUCUGCUGAUUUUGACACAGUUGUCACACCUCACAAUGAUCCUCUAGUCACUUCUGUCAUGAUUAACAAUUGUAAGGUACAACGUGUCCUUGUUGACACAGGGAGUGCACCAGACAUUAUGUACUUCCAUUGCUUUGAAAGUCUAAGGUUGGAUCCAACUUUAUUGCAACGGUAUGAUGGUCCCAUUUAUGGAUUCAACAACCAAUCAAUUCCAGUUGAAGGGGUCCUAACACUGAAUGUUACAUUUGGGAGUGGCCGGAAUUAUGUGACUCCUUCAGUUCGGUUUCUGGUGGUUAAGAUGCCUUCUUCCUUCAACGUUGUUAUUGGUCGACCUACAUUAACUGAAAUCCGAGCUGUGGUCUCCCAAUCUCAACUAUGCAUGAAGUUCCCAACUCCCAUGGGAAUAGCAACAUUGCGAGGCAAUCAAGAGAUUCUGGAUAAUCAGCAAGUUAUGGGUGUUGAAAUAGUAGAUAAUCGACCGGACAAUGAAACUAGGGCUGCUCCAGUCGAAGAUGUUGAGGAAGUGCCCAUUGACGACAGAGAUCCAAAUCGGAAGACGCAAAUUGCAACUCGGCUGAGCACAGAGGAAAGAGCAGAGCUAAUAGCUUUUCUCCGUGCUAACAAUGAUGUCUUCGCUUGGACUUCAGCAGAUAUGCCAGGAAUCCCACCCUCAGCCAUAAAGGAAGAAGUAGAGAAACUUUUGCAAGCUGGUUUUGUCAGAAAAGUCGACUAUUGUGAAUGGGUGGCUAACCCAGUGCUGGUGACAAAAGCAAAUGGUAAAUGGCAAAUGUGCAUUGACUACACAAACCUUAACCAAGCCUGCCCCAAGGAUUGCUACCCAAUGCCGAGCAUUGAUAAACUGGUUGAAGCAGCUUCUGGAAACGAGAGACUAAGUCUCUUGGAUGCAUAUUCUGAAUACCAUCAGGUUCCAAUGGCUCUUGAGGAUGAAGAGAAAACCUCGUUCUACGCCGGCGAUGAAAUCUAUUGCUAUGUGAUGAUGCCCUUCGGCUUGAAGAAUGCAGGUGCUACUUACCAGAAGAUGGUUACCAUCGUAUUUCGAGCUCAAAUAGGCCAGAAUCUGGAAGUCUAUGUUGAUGAUAUAGUGGUAAAGAGCUUGAAAGCUGAAGAUCACCUAGCUGACCUCGAGGAGACAUUCAACAAUCUCAAGAAGAACAGGAUGAGGUUGAAUCCAGCAAAGUGCAUCUUUGGCAUCGAGUCUGGAAAAUUUCUAGGCUUCAUGAUUUCCUGGAGAGGGAUUGAGGUCAAUCUAGAAAAGAUCAGAGCAAUUACUGAGAUGGAACCGCCAAAGUCAGUGAAAGAUAUACAGAGGUUGACUAGAAGAGUGGCAGCUCUUCAUAGAUUCAUCUCGAAGUUGGCUGAUAAAUGCUUACCCUUCUUCAAGAUCAUGAGAUCAACAGCUCAGAAGGAUGAAUCUGGUAAAAAGAAGAAGUUUGAAUGGAAUCAAGAAUGCCAAGCUGCGUUCGAAGAGCUGAAGUCUUAUCUUAGCUCACCACCUCUACUGACCAAGGCUAUAGAUGGAGAGAUCCUCUAUCUGUAUCUGGGAAUUUUAGACGAAGCCAUUAGUUCGGUCCUAGUGAGAGAAGAAGCGAAACAACAGAAACCAAUCUAUUACAUCAGCAGUGUGCUACAUGGUGCAGAGUUGAGAUAUCCUAUUGCUGAGAAAGCAGCUUUAGCAGUCAUUCUACAGAAGCCAGAAUGUUUCGGGAGAUUAAUUAAAUGGGCAGUAGAACUGGGAGAAUUCGAGAUAACUUUUCAGCAUAGAUCAGCUAUCCGAGCUCAAGCACUGGCGGAUUUUAUUGUAGAAUGCACUCCAUGCCAUUCAACCCUUAAUCCAAAGCCCAACGACUGGACCUUAUAUGUUGAUGGGGCAUCUAGUAGCAAAGGUUCAAGAGCUGGUGCUCUUUUGAUUGGCCCAGAUGGAUACCGAAGUGAGCAUGCUCUGAAGUUUAACUUCGAUACAACAAAUAACAUGGCUGAGUAUGAAGCUCUGAUACUUGGUCUACAGUUAGCACUAGAAUUGAAAGUCAAAGUGAUCCAAGUGUACAGUGACUCCCAGCUGGUGGUUAAUCAAAUCAACCCAAUCUGUGAAGUUGUAGAUCCUGUGAUGAUGAAAUAUGCACCCUUAGUGGCAGACUUGAAGUGCAAGUUCCAGAAAUUCUGUUUGAGCAAAAUUCCCCGAACUGAGAAUGAACAGGCAGAUUCACUCUCUAAGUUUGCCUCUGACAGCUCUUUAAGUUCCAGAUCAGUUUUUGUGGAGGUUUUAGAUGAACCAAGCUUCAUGAAGCCACGGAUGAUGGAGAUCAGCACAGACCCAGACACACCGAGCUGGACUGACUCGAUUAUAUCCUUUUUACAAGACGGGAUAUUACCUGAAGACAAGAAAGAGGCAAUGAGGUUGAGGAAGAAAGCAUCUCGGUAUACACUUGUUGAGGGGGUCCUUUAUAAGAGAUCUUUCUCACUCCCUCUUUUACGAUGCCUGAACCCUUAUGAAGCAGAAUACGCACUUCGGGAGGUACAUGAAGGUAUCUACGGGAGGUACAUGAAGGUAUCUACGGGAGCCAUGUCGGUGCUAGAACCUUGGCUCACAAAGUCUUAUGACAUGGCGAAAGAGCUCACGAACUUAGUAGCACCAUGGCCGUUUGCUCAAUGGGGAUUAGAUCUCUUGGGCCCAUUUGUGAAAGGGGUUGGCGGUGUGACCCAUUUGAUUGUUGGAGUUGAUUAUUUUACAAAAUGGGUUCAAGCUCGGCUAUUAUCCAAUCUUACCUCUAAGAAGAUCGAAGACUUUGUUUUCAGCUCGAUCAUCUGUAGAUAUGGGAUCCCAAAUCAGAUUGUGGCUGACAAUGGAACUCAGUUCAACUGCUCCUCAUUCCGAGAUUUUUGUUCCAGUUAUGGGAUCAAGUUGCAGUUCACCUCGGUUUACCAUCCGGAGUCCAAUGGUAUGGUGGAAUCUGUUAAUAAAUGCAUUCUAGAAGGAAUAAAGCCGAGGCUGGACCAGCACAAGGCCAAGUGGGCAGAUGAACUCAACAACGUCCUUUAGGCAUACAGAACAACGAGCAGAACUGCCACAGCUACUAUUUUCAAACCAAAUUCCUUUCGUUUUAUUCUUAUUCUACAUUACUUUCUCACUUGCGAGUAUACCUUAGAUCAAAUAUGCAUAAUAUGUAAAGCAUAUUCUAAAGAAUAUAAUUUCAUGAAAUAG